Molecule: messenger RNA, 1116 nt
Organism: Budorcas taxicolor (takin)
Lineage: Eukaryota; Metazoa; Chordata; Mammalia; Artiodactyla; Bovidae
Gene: PRSS51
Product: serine protease 51
Biological process (GO): proteolysis
Molecular function (GO): serine-type endopeptidase activity; peptide-methionine (S)-S-oxide reductase activity
Source: RefSeq, a predicted model, not a curated record
AUGGCGAGUUCCCAUGGCAAGUUAGAAAUGACCUUGGAAAAUAUCACUGUGGUCAUGGGAACCAGAACACUCGAUGACUCCCGCCUGGAGAGAAAGCAAGUGCAGAAGAUAAUUAUUCACAAAGAUUAUGAACCACCUCACCUGGACAGCGACCUCUCCCUGUUGCUGCUUGCCACACCAGUACGAUUCAAUAACUUCAAAAUGCCCAUCUGCCUGCAGAAGAAGGAGAAGACGUGGGACCGCUGCUGGAUGACAGAGUGGGUGAUGGCUCCUUCGUAUGACCGAAAGGACAACUCCAACAUAUACCUGCAGAAGCUGAGAGUGGUGCAGAUUACCUGGAGAGAAUGCAGCCAGAGGGUAGACCAGCUCUCCAGGAACGUGCUCUGCGCCUGGCAAGAACUGGGCACCAAAGGCACCUGCCAGGGAGACAGUGGGGCACCUAUGGUCUGUACUAUCCACGGAAGCCGGAGGCUCUUCCAAGUGGGUGUGUUCAGUUGGGGCAUACGAUCUGGCUUCAGGGGGAGGCCUGGUAUGUUUGUGUCUGUGGCUCAGUUUCUUUCAUGGAUCCAGGAAGAGACAGAAAAGGAGGGGAAAGCCUACACCUUCUCAGGAACUCAGAGAAGCAGCUCCCUGCAUCAUGUUCUCUGGUACCCCUUGUGGUUGGCUUGGGGGUCUCAAGUACAGCUUACCAGCAUGUUUACUGGUGAUAAAUCAGGGGCAGGGUCCCUCUUUGACCUGGUUCCUGCCGGAAUCUCCCCUCCACACCUGCCCUCCUCACUGGAUUUCAACAGCAAGGCUUCCUGUUCUUGUCCCAUGGCUGACGGCUACAGCCAGUCUCUGAAAUGCCCUCCUUCAUCAGGAUACUUUAUGAUGCCCACAGCCUUCCACCCUGCCAUGAAAGUUCUGUCGGAGCAUGGUCUCGGCCUGAUCACCACGGGCAUCCGGGAGGGACAGACCUCUUGCUACAUGGAGGAUUACCACGAGCAGUACCUAGGCAAGAACCCCAGUGGGUUCUGUGACCUCGGGGGCAACGGAGUGUCCUGUCCCUGGGUAUUUAUUUUGGACCCAGAGUUCACAUGUCGGAACCCUAGCCCCCAGCAUGGCUAUGUUUUUUGA